Messenger RNA from Carassius gibelio (silver crucian carp), 805 nucleotides. Its product is annotated as cystatin-B. The record is from RefSeq and is a predicted model, not a curated record. Gene Ontology annotation, cellular component: cytosol. Gene Ontology annotation, molecular function: cysteine-type endopeptidase inhibitor activity. Lineage: Eukaryota; Metazoa; Chordata; Actinopteri; Cypriniformes; Cyprinidae. The coding region runs from base 107 to 409 and encodes 100 amino acids. The transcript has 3 exons.
GAUCACCAGACAGACAGACAGGAGCAGGAGGCAAACUAAACUUCACUGUCUUGUAGCGAAAAGACGUAAUUGUGUAGCCCAUUUCUGGUAACUCUCUGUGUUUAAAAUGCAUUCACGUUGUGGCGGAACAUCUGAGGCGAAAGAUGCAAAUGAAGAGGUUCAGAAAAUAUGCGACGAGAUGAAGUCUCAUGCCGAGGAUAAAGCUGAGCGUAAGUUUGACGUUUUCACCGCCAUAUCUUUUAAAACACAAGUUGUUGCGGGGAGGAAUUACUUCGUUAAGGUGCAUGUAGGUGGGGACGACUACAUUCAUCUACGCAUCUAUAAAUCUUUACCCCAUGCUGGAUCAAAACUAGAGCUGGACGGCGUACAGACAUCCAAGGCUCAUCAUGAUCCAAUUGAAUACUUCUGAAGCAAAUUCAUAAAUACUGCUCAUGCAUUUCAGUGUUACCAUUUUUAUACAGUAAAUGUUUACAUUAACACCUGACGAUACAUGUUAACCCAAUCAUUACAUUUGAUGACCUUAAAACUGAAUUUAUUGACUAGUGGGAUCAUGGGUAAACACUACCAAUGAAACUCACUGUGAAUUAGGUAAUCCUUUAAAUAUACAUUAUGUCCAUUAUGUGUUUGGCAUAGCUGUAAAAUAACAGUUCAUUUUCUCACCCACAUUCCAAAAACAUUGCUUAACUGUCUGGUCUUCACUUUUGGGGUUUUGUUAUUAAUGAUACUGAUGCAGUUAACAGUUAUUUUAUACCUAACUGCCAAUAAUGUAGAGUAUUCACAUUAAAUGGAUGGAUGCAUCUUUAAA